UUCAAAACGUCACUUCCUGUUACACUAAAGCAAGAAAAACAUAUUCAAAUCUGUAAAUCGUGAAAUACUUUUAUUGAUUCGAGCGAAAAAUAAGCCAUCUUCAGCACAGCGCCUUCUCGGAAGGUAGCUAAGUCGCAUUUAUAAACCAGAAGUGAGACGGAGAAGUUGUGCUGUGUUUCUGACAGCGAUGAAGGGACCCAACUCAGAUAGCGAUCUGGUGGAGGAUGGUAGCCCAUCGCCGGACAGCAGCAGUGAGGAUCUGCCCCCAUAUCUCCGUGAGGAGCCACUAGAGGACUUAGAGAAGGACCACCCAAAGGCAGAAGGAGGUAUGGUUUGGCGGGUGACGGGCGGCCUGUUCAACCUGACCAAGGGUGCUGUGGGAGCAACCUUGGGAGGUGUGGCCUGGGUGGGCAGCAAGAGCUUCGAGCUGACCAAGACCGCAGUGUGCAGCGUACCAGCCGCAGGUGUGGGCCUGGUCAAAGGAAGCGUUUCCGUGGUGACAGGAGGUGUGGGGGUGGUGGGCUCUGCGGUGGCCAGUAAAGUCACACCGAAGAAGAAGGACAAAUCUGACUAGGAUGCACUGGGCAGGGAGGGGGGCGGGAGGAAACUUGUAAAGGUUGCUGCAACUGGGGAAUGGGGCAGAGUUUUCACUCCCCUGACAUAGGACUAGGAAAGAGGCAUCACUGUGCUUCAGUGACACUUUCCAUAGAGAGCAGAAUGAAACAAUUAAUUCCAUCUCAAAGUAAUUUUCAGCAGACUGGCAUUCAGCCUUGGACCAAAUUAAAACAUAAAGGCCUGACAUGAUAGCACUUUAUGCUCUAUUCAUCCCAUCUUUGAUUGGAAUUGAUUGACUAGUACAAAAAUUUCCAAGACAGCCUUUCCAUCUCCAACUCAAAUUAUUUAGGUGGGGUGCUGCCCUGCUUGCUUUAUAUAAUGUAGCGUGAUAUUGGAGUGGAAUUGUACUGCCUAUUUUUGGCAUGUAUACAACAGCGUGUGGUGAAUUGAGCUCAGCUGCUAAGAAUAUAAACAAUGAUAAUCAUCUUCAAAAUGGAAAACAGGUAAUAUGACCAAAGCUAGGACCAAAUCAGAACAUUGGUUAAUAGUAAAUAUUAAUAAUAACAAUGUUGAAAAAAAGGCAUUGGUAUUGUCUGUUUAAUUGGCUGUUCUAUGUGGACAGUUUUGAAAUGAUGUGAGCCCUCCAGGGAGUAUGGAUGGCAUUUGAUAGUAAUGAGUAAGUUUUGCUCAAGCACAGUGGAAGUCCUGAAAAUAAUGUCAAACAUCAGUAAGCAAACAGAAGCAGGUAGAUCAGCAGAUUCCUGUCUUUACACAGCAGAUACCCAUCUUUAAUUAUGUCAUGUAUCGCGAUGUCCCUCCUGUAGGGUUUUGAAGUUAAAAAUAAGUAUUUUACCCUGUUUAUUUUCAUUUCCUCUCUCAAUUAAAUUUCACACGUCUUUAAAACUGUCGGGUUUUUGUUCCAUGGAACACUUAAGCCUAAUUUGACAUAGUUUGACGGGGUUAUUUAAAAUAUGUCUUAGUGCAGAUAUCCAGGAGCAAUCCUACUUCAAAAGUUAAUUUUCACUCAUACUGGUAAUUAAAUACAAGCACAGCAAACUUUAAUAUCGCUGAGGGGGAGUCCAUGGAAUUGGAGCUGGAAUUUUGGGGCGUUACUUUAUUUAGCAGUAUUUGCUUUUGUUCCACUAUUUUAUGAUUGUUUGCAACACCACUGUGAAAUCCAUGUUGGUCACUAUCUUUAAAGUUAAUUGGCAUGUGACUUUGUGUAGGAAGCACACUGGACAAUGUUUACCCUGCACAAAGGUAUCAUUAACCAAAAACUGUACAUAAAUUUGCCUGUGUUGAGAGAGUAGAAACAUUACGCUUUUCCCUAGUUCUAAAAGAAGCAUGGACAUAACAUACUGUCCAGUGCUUCCUUCCAGUUGCUUUUCUGUCAUGUUAAGCGUUACUGAACGUAUGCUUUUCCAUCUCAUCACUAUAUACUGUUAUGCCAAUAAAGUACACAGGCUUUUUCUCUUUACUUUUGAAGACAGGGACAGCAAUUUCUAGUCAUUUUUACCCGUGUUAAUUUUCAAAAGCCACUGUGAGUUUUUCUUUGUAAAAUGGACCUUUCAGCUAGCAUGAGAAUUAUAUAAACUGUGCAUGAUUACAGGCAAUAGGUUGCUUGCGUAACAUUAGAGUUCUAUCAGAAAUUAUCUGUAUUUAAUUUGCUGCAUUUCUCUUGUCUUUUUUAAACAUUCUGAUAGGUAUGUAAUGUAUUGGAGAUUCUGUACUGUACUGUAAAUCAAACCGAAGACAUUUAGAUUUUGUUUUAUAGAACUAUUUUUGCAAACUUGAUGCUGUAUUCUAUAAAUAAACUGUAUUUAAUGUUAAA
This is a messenger RNA of Brienomyrus brachyistius, 2386 nucleotides long. Its product is annotated as transmembrane protein 263-A-like. NCBI's taxonomy places the organism in Eukaryota, Metazoa, Chordata, Actinopteri, Osteoglossiformes, Mormyridae. The record is from RefSeq and is a predicted model, not a curated record. The transcript has 3 exons. The coding region runs from base 188 to 574 and encodes 128 amino acids.